Molecule: messenger RNA, 1455 nt
Organism: Clonostachys rhizophaga
Lineage: Eukaryota; Fungi; Ascomycota; Sordariomycetes; Hypocreales; Bionectriaceae
Source: the annotation of a GenBank genome assembly
AUGGAGCUCAAGGACAUGCCACUGGAGAUGAUCGACACCAUCAUCCGCCAUCUCUUUGAAUACGAUGAUCAGUGGGAUGCAACCGGCGGCGAGAACUGCAUCUACGUCUCCGAUGCUCGGCUUGUGUGCCGCCAGUGGAACUUCCUGGCCUCGCGACAUCUCUUCCACUCUCUGCAUCUGCGCCACGAGCCCCAAUGGCUCGAGAGGUGGAAUGAACUCAUGGACAAGGAAGUCGUCCAGCAGUGUACCAAAAGAGUGCACAUCGACAGCUCUCCCGUGCCGUUCAAGACACGCAACAGACACUGGGUGGUCUGGCAGAACCAGGGAGUGUAUCCCAGCUAUACAGAUGCACUCGCUCGCAUCAUCAAGCUCAAGAAUCUCACCGCCGUUGCAUUCCACUACACCAAGACGUGCCGGACUCACGAGGACUUGUACUACGAGGAAGAUGUUGAGACCGAAUCGACACGCGUCCGCAACCUCGUCAACUUCUUCAACGUGCUGCAUCGGCGUAUGCUCGAAACACCCGGCGCCAGUCCAAUCCGCUCGCUCACGAUUGAGAAUCUUCAAAACCUGAUCCUUCCCGACUUGGUCGCCUCAGACGCGUUUAGGAUGAUCAUCCGAGAGCUUCACAGUUUACACCUCGUCGUGGGCGAGGAGCGCAACACCCUGGACAGCGAGAUGAUGCUCGACCUUCAACGUCCUGAGCGCCUGGGCUUCGAGCCACAUUUACAAACUCAUUGGAUAGAGCCCAUCGCGGACCAGCUCACCUCUCUCACCAUCAUGUUCCAGGUGUGCUGGGGGGCGAUGCCGGCGAGAUUCGACACCAGCCACCUCCAUUUCCCCAACCUGCGCGUCCUUCACUUGGGCGCAUACGCGAUCGUGCAUCCCCAUCAAUUCGAUUGGGUUUUGAGGAGCAGGGACAUUCACACACUACGCUUGGACAGGUGUUUUAUCGGCUCACACAUUCGCUUCAAUAACAAUCUGAGGCAGGAGUGGGAGAUCGACAAUACCGGUUGGGUGCAACUGCCGAGGGGAGCGUUUGGAUUCGGCGACGAAGACGACGAAGUCUUCACUUUUAACGGAACAUGGGAAGAAGUGUUUAAUUCAAUCCGGGAGGAGUUGCCCGCCCUGACGGAUUUCCGCUUUGACUACAUACCAGAGGUAGAAGAGGUGCGCGAGACAUUCCUCCGCAGACCCGACCUGAUGAAGAACGACAAGCCCCAUGCCGCCCGAUACAGCGCGUUUGACACAGGCUGGUGCGAGGGCUGGAUAGCCAACGACGGACCAAUGUACUUUGGUGACAAUAAUCCAUCGCCGUCCGCACCCGAGCCACGGCCUCGGUACUACGACGUCGUGUACGAGCUGAACCGUGCAGAGGAGACCUACGAGGGGGACCUCCGGGGGCUCGAGGCCCUUGUCGCGGAGACUCGUAGAAAACCGUACUUGCAGAACUAG